AUGGCCAUCUCUGCCCUGCCAGUGGGCACCUGGCUCCUACUGUCGUCCUUGGUCGCCGUACAACAAGGUUUUGCCCAGUCUUGCUGGAAGGAUACGCCAUGUAGCAGUAUUCAGUCUGCUUCAUUCCCUGGAGAAUGGGAAAGCAACAAUUUCGCCCCUUCGUCGAGAACGGUGGCCCCUUCAGCAAUAUCGAAUACAAUCAGUGGUGAACACAUCGACUCGUGGCCGAGCGUUCUGGCGCUGGACCAUCAGCUGAGCACAGUGGUCUUUGACUUUGGCCUCGAAGUCGGUGGGAUUGUCACCCUCGACUACACCGUAACUUCGGUGGAUGGGAGCAAUGCUCUUGGGUUAUCUUUCACGGAAGCCAAAGACUACGUAGGGCCGAGCUCGGACAGCUCCAGCGGAAUCUAUUCCAGGGAGGAUGGUGCAAUCUAUGCAAACUUCUCGAGCCAGGGGGACUUCACCUAUGUUAUGCCGGAUGAAAAGCUACGUGGGGGAUUCCGCUACAUGACUUUGUUCCUUCAGCCCGGCAGUGCUUCCGUUCAGAUACACAACGUAUCCUUGGAAAUCGCCUUUCAACCAACGUGGUCGGACCUGCGGGCAUACCAAGGUUAUUUUCAUAGUAGCGAUGAUCUGUUGAACAAGAUCUGGUAUAGCGGUGCCUACACCCUCCAGACCGACGCCGUUCAUCCGUCUACCGGUCGGGUCUGGCCCGCACCUGAGACGGGAUGGCAGAAUACCGGACAACUUGGGCCGGGGGAGACAAUUCUUACUGAUGGCGCAAAGCGGGAUCGAACUGUAUGGCCUGGCGACCUCGGCGUAGCUGUUCCGGCUUCAUUCUACAGUACGGGUGAUCUUGAGAGCACGAAAAAUGCUAUCCAGUCCUUGUACGACUACCAGGACACAGCCUCGGGCGAGUUCCCUUUCUCUGGGGUCCCGCUGUUUGCGACUGGGAGUGAUUCGUACCACAUGUGGACCAUGAUCGGGACAUAUAAUUACGUUUUUUACUCAGACGACCUCGAUUUUCUCACAGCAAACUGGGAGAAGUAUAAGCUCGGUAUGAACUUUGCCUUGAACCAGAUCGACUCAAGCGGACUCUUUUACGGCGACAGUGCUGAGCACGACUGGGGCCGCCUCAAUGCAAACGGCACUUUGACGUCACUGCAGGCGAUAUUCUACCGUACACUGGUAACAGGCGCAGUGCUCGCCGAUUGGGCCGGUGACACAACAGGCUUGGGACCUCUUUGGCUUGAGCAGGCUGAGAAGAUCAAGGGACUGACUAUCACCAAUAACUGGGAUAGCCAAUCCGGCGCCUUUUUUGAUACGUCGGAAAGAAGGAACAUCCAUCCCCAGGAUGGGAACUCGCUGGCAGUCUACUUUGGCCUCGUGAACGCCUCGUCGAGCGAGGCCGCAGCUGUUUCCACCUACCUGACCCAGAACUGGACGCCGAUUGGCGCGGAGUGCGAAGAGCUGCCGGGCGAGAUCUCGCCCUUCGUCUCGUCAUUCGAGAUCCAAGCCCACCUCCUCGCGGGGCAGACGCAGCGCGCUCUCGAGCUGAUCCGCCGCAGCUGGGGCUGGUACCUCAACCACCCCAACGGCACCCAGAGCACCAUGAUCGAGGGCUACCUGGUCGACGGCACCUGGGGCUACCGCCACGAUGCCGGCUACCAGGAGGUCUACUCGUACACGUCGCACGCCCACGGCUGGGCCACCGGCCCCGUCACGGCGCUGACGGAGCACAUCCUCGGGCUCAGCGUCACGGGGCGCGCCGGCUCCGAGUGGCGCCUGGCGCCGCAGCCCGGCGACCUCACGCAUGCCGAGGGCGGCUUCACCACCAGGCUGGGCAAGUUCCAGGCCAGCUGGACCAAGACGGACGACGGCUCGAUCAAGGUCGACUACGACGUGCCGGAUGGGACGACGGGCGAGGUCGUUGUCCCCGUAGACGGGAUGGAUGCCGUGGUGAACGGUGGUCAGGGAAAGCGGUCCGUUUUUGAGAUUGUGGAAGGGCGGGGCGGACGAAAGUCGGUUUUGAUACGGAGCGGUGGAGGGAAGCACAGUUUCGUAUUCCGUUGA
Neoarthrinium moseri is the source of this 2073-nucleotide messenger RNA. RefSeq lists its product as uncharacterized. The coding region runs from base 1 to 2073 and encodes 690 amino acids. The transcript has 4 exons. Lineage: Eukaryota; Fungi; Ascomycota; Sordariomycetes; Amphisphaeriales; Apiosporaceae. Gene Ontology annotation, biological process: carbohydrate metabolic process. The record is from RefSeq and is a predicted model, not a curated record.